Humulus lupulus (European hop) is the source of this 1936-nucleotide messenger RNA. RefSeq names its product cytokinin dehydrogenase 3-like. The record is from RefSeq and is a predicted model, not a curated record. Gene Ontology annotation, biological process: cytokinin metabolic process. Gene Ontology annotation, molecular function: cytokinin dehydrogenase activity; FAD binding. The coding region runs from base 76 to 1683 and encodes 535 amino acids. The transcript has 5 exons. Lineage: Eukaryota; Viridiplantae; Streptophyta; Magnoliopsida; Rosales; Cannabaceae.
AGCCAAAAACACCAUAAACUCACUCCCCGUUUCUUAUCUCUCUCUCUCUCUCUCUGUUCUCUCUCUUGCUAGAAAAUGGCUGUGAAUGUUUUGAUCAAAACCUAUGCCAUGUUCGUAUUUCUUAUCAGCCGUCUGAUCUUCAGCUUAGGAAAAUCCAAGCCGUGGAUUACUACUAAUAUAGUCCCACCUACGAUCUCUCCCGAUAAGUAUAAUGAAAAUGGGUAUAACCUUCGUACUGACCUCGAGGCCUUAAAAAUGGCUUCGAGCGACUACGGUAACAUGGUUACAGAAAUCCCAACUGCCGUUUUGGACCCAUCUUCCAUAAACGACAUUGCCAGCUUGAUCAAGUCCUCCAAUAAUCACUCUGUUCCCUUCCACAUAGCCGCCAGAGGACAGGGUCACUCGAUCCGUGGACAAGCCAUGGCCCGAAACGGCGUCGUGGUCAACAUGACGGCUAUGAAAAGUCAACGCAACGGGACUGGUAUCGUCGUCGCCGGCAACCGUGCUUCGGGGUACAACUACGCCGAUGUCGGUGGUGAACAGCUCUGGAUCGAUGUCUUGCACGCCACGCUUGAGCAUGGACUGUCGCCGGUGUCGUGGACUGACUAUUUGUACCUUACCGUCGGCGGUACUCUGUCCAACGCAGGCAUUAGUGGUACCACUUUCCGGUACGGUCCCCAGAUCAGCAAUGUGUACGAACUUGAUGUUAUCACUGGGAAAGGUGAUUUUGUGACUUGCUCCGCACACAAAAACUCUGAGCUCUUCCACGCAGUUCUUGGGGGUUUGGGUCAGUUUGGAAUAAUUGUCAGAGCGAGAAUCGCCCUUGAGCCAGCUCCUAAGAGGGUGAAAUGGGUACGAAUGCUAUACACGGACUUCUCAGAAUUUGCCCGAGACCAAGAACGAUUAAUCAAAAUCAACGACAGGAAAGACAAGAACGCACUUGAUUAUUUGGAAGGUUCACUACUCAUGAAUCAGGGCCCUCCGGAUAAUUGGAGAUCCUCCUUUUUCCCACCCUCUGAUCAUCCAAGAAUAAUUUCUAAAGUCACUCAAAACAAAAUCGUUUACUGUCUCGAAAUAGCUAAAUUUUACGACGAUGGUUCUAUUCAUACCGUAGACGAGGUGCUUAAGGUAUUGACUAAAGGGUUGAGGUAUGAGCCUGGAUUUAUGUUCGAGAAAGAUGUGUCAUAUGUGGAUUUUCUAGAUAGAGUGCGCGGUGGAGAACUCAAGCUUCAAUCACAAGGACUUUGGGAGGUUCCACAUCCAUGGCUGAACCUUUUCAUCCCAAAAACAAGGGUUGAGGAAUUUAACAAUGGCGUCCUUAGGGAUAUUGUUCUAAAACGUAACAUUACAACCGGACCUGUCCUCCUUUACCCCAUGAACCGGAACAAAUGGGAUGACAAAAUGUCCGCCGUUAUACCAGAUGAAGAUGUGUUCUACACCGUUGGAUUUUUACAUUCGGGUGGAUUUGAUGAUUGGGAGUCGUUUGAUGAGCAGAACAAAGAGAUUUUGCAGUUUUGUGAAGAUGCUGGUAUUGAGGUCAAGCAGUAUCUUGCUUACCAUAAAACGCAGGAAGAAUGGACGAAGCAUUUUGGGCCAAAGUGGACAACUUUCAAUCAAAGGAAACUUAUGUUUGAUCCCAAGAAAAUACUAUCACCGGGACAGAAAAUUUUCACUCGUCAGUAAAUUGAAUUAGCUGAUGAAUACUUUAUUAAUUAUAUUUUCACUAGGGAUUAGCUAGAAGUAGUGUUCGAGUUUUCUUCUUAUUUGUUAUUUUGCUCAUUCUCCUUUUUCUUUUGGGGAGUCAAAAUGUUGUAGCAAUAUAUUAGCUAGUAGUAUCUCUCAAUGUUGAGUUUUACGUAUAUUUUUAUAACAAUUUUGUACAGAUGGGAAUUUGGUUAAAAUGGAAUAUUAUAUAUAUAAUUAUCGUUUAUUCUUA